Molecule: messenger RNA, 2475 nt
Organism: Herpailurus yagouaroundi (jaguarundi)
Lineage: Eukaryota; Metazoa; Chordata; Mammalia; Carnivora; Felidae
Exons: 7
Coding region: 308-1936 (542 amino acids)
Biological process (GO): TRIF-dependent toll-like receptor signaling pathway; positive regulation of canonical NF-kappaB signal transduction; positive regulation of type I interferon production
Cellular component (GO): endosome
Molecular function (GO): signaling adaptor activity
Source: RefSeq, a predicted model, not a curated record
CCUCAAGCCCCGCCCCCUUUUGCCAGGCGCUAGCCCCACUUCCGGCCAUCUCAGGCCUUUUCCGCCAGUGCUGUGCCGGCUUUAUCUCUGCCCUGUAGGUCGUUCCCGGCCCCAGGCCCCGGUCUCUCGCGCCCUUCCCUCGCUCCCAGCGGCUCGUCGCUCAUCGCGAAUCUCUCCGUGGCCCGGAGCGACUCCCGUGCGUCUUCGCGGGCGGCCCGGACCGAGGCCUGCCGCUCGUGGUGAGUCCGCGCAGACGUGACCCCGAGUCUCCCCGCAGCUCGGUUGAGGCCGCCUCCGUCGCCUCGGGAUGCCGGGGCCGGGGUCCGCGCAGCGCUGGGCGGCCGCCGCGGGCCGUUGGAGCUGCAGGCUGCUCGCGCUGCUGCUGCUGGUGCCGGGGCCCGGCGGCGCCUCCGAGAUCACCUUCGAGCUGCCGGACAAUGCCAAGCAGUGUUUCUACGAGGACAUCACGCAGGGCACCAAGUGCACCCUCGAGUUCCAGGUGAUUACUGGUGGACACUAUGAUGUAGACUGUCGAUUAGAAGAUCCUGAUGGUAACGUGUUAUACAAAGAGAUGAAGAAACAGUAUGAUAGUUUUACCUUCACCGCCUCCAGAAACGGGACAUACAAGUUUUGUUUCAGCAAUGAAUUUUCCACGUUCACACACAAAACCGUGUAUUUUGAUUUUCAAGUUGGAGAAGACCCGCCUUUGUUUCCUAGUGAGAACCGAGUCAGUGCUCUUACCCAGAUGGAAUCUGCCUGUGUUUCAAUUCACGAAGCUCUAAAGUCUGUCAUCGACUAUCAGACUCAUUUCCGCUUGAGAGAAGCCCAAGGCCGAAGCCGAGCAGAAGAUCUAAAUACGAGAGUGGCCUAUUGGUCAGUAGGAGAAGCCCUCAUUCUUCUGGUGGUUAGCAUAGGGCAGGUAUUUCUUCUGAAAAGCUUUUUCUCAGAUAAAAGAACCACCACAACUCGUGUUGGAUCGUUUGACCUGGUAGAUUCCAUCUUUUACAUCUUCGAGAGGAUGCUUAUUGUGUUUCCUCAGUUUUAUCUUCGUGUCUCCUGGGGCAGCACUAUUCAGAACGCUGGUCUCGUAAUAGAAGCAGCAGCAGGCACUGAAGAUCUGUAUGCCUACUUGCCAAGAACGCAUAUUCGUCAUUUUGUCCUUUUCACUGUACUCCUGUUUAAUGUGGAGGAUCCUUUUGGGACCUCUUUUGCUGGGUACGAGAUGUUGAUAAUGGGUGUUGGGAAGUCUAAAAUAGACCCCUGCCCUCUCUCUCUGCCCUGGGGUAAAAGUCCCAGUGUGGAUAUGAGCCAGAGACCUCAUGAGGCAGAUUCCAAGAAAUCCGACGACAUCUCCCUGCGUGACAUUGCCGAGCAUAGCCACGGUGCCCUGACGCCCUCUGGAGAGCGGGAGGGCACUGAGGCCACAGAAGAGGUGCCCGAAGAGGAUGAAGAGGAGGUGUUCCUCAAGUUUGUGAUACUGCACGCAGAAGAUGACACAGACGAGGCCCUCAGAGUCCAGAAUCUGCUACAAAAUGACUUCGGCAUCAAACCCGGAAUAAUCUUCGCCGAGAUGCCGUGCGGCAGACAGCACCUGCAGAAUUUAGACGACGCCGUAAACGGGUCUGCCUGGACCAUCUUACUGUUGACCGAAAACUUUUUAAGAGACACCUGGUGUAAAUUCCAGUUCUACACGUCCCUCAUGAACUCCGUGAACAGGCAGCACAAGUACAACUCCGUCAUACCCCUUCGGCCCCUGAAUAAUCCCCUGCCCCGAGAAAGGACUCCCUUUGCUCUGCGAACCAUCAAUGCCCUAGAGGAAGAAAGCCGUGGCUUUCCUACACAAGUGGAAAGGAUUUUCCAGGAGUCUGUGUAUAAGAUACAACAAUCUAUAUGGAAAGAGACCAGAACUACCCUGCAGAGGCAAUCGAUCGCCUGAGAUGGAGCUCCCCACCCACGGCUGGCUCUUGUUUUCUAGAGCAAAUGAUUUCGCCUUCCCUUGAGAAAGCACAUUUCUGGCAAGAAUUUAAAUAAAAGAGAACCUGGCUCUUCCAGAAACCUAGGAGCACCAAGAAAGCCAAGUUUCUGUGGGACCCUGUGCAGACUUGAGGUCCUUUGCAACGUUGUUUCGAUAAACCAGAGAUCGUCAGAGUUUUAAGAACAUUCCCGUCGCAGUUCUCCUAGUUCAUGAACAUCACAGAGGAUUAUCCUUAAUUCACAUUCCUUGCAGCAACCCUUGAACCCAAACUUACAGGGUAGACACUGUAAAAAUACGGUAACGCCUGCAUUUUGUUCUCCAAGGACACGCAGAAGAAGACGUCCCCGGGAGAUGUGAGCACCCUCACUCUUGAGGGACCUCUCAGAAAUGUUGCAGCCCAGCCUUACUGGUAUCGCCACCCAGAAGGAUAGAGAGCCCCUCGAGAACAUUUAGAAUGUUGAGUCGUGAUAAAUAGGAAAUUAAAAGCAGAUAUGAGAACG